Amyelois transitella is the source of this 6653-nucleotide messenger RNA. It is a transcript of the gene ab, whose product is annotated as protein abrupt. Gene Ontology annotation, cellular component: nucleus. The transcript is spliced from 13 exons. NCBI's taxonomy places the organism in Eukaryota, Metazoa, Arthropoda, Insecta, Lepidoptera, Pyralidae. The record is from RefSeq and is a predicted model, not a curated record. Gene Ontology annotation, molecular function: protein binding. The coding region runs from base 1047 to 3035 and encodes 662 amino acids. Gene Ontology annotation, biological process: regulation of transcription by RNA polymerase II.
ACAAUACUUUAAUUAGUGAAUCGGUAAAAGUGAAAUAAAUUAUAAAAUAAAAAUAUUUAAAGGUACCGUGCCCGUAGCAAUAAAAGUUAAAAUUACCUACUACGACGUAAAUUUAAAAUUUACAAAGGUAUUCAAGAACCACCCACAUGGAGAAAAAUAAACAAAACAGAUGAAUAAAAUAUAGAAAUGCAACAAGUAAAAGUUGCCAAUUGGGUCGAGUAAAAGAAAACUGAUGCACAGACGAAGUAAAUCACUUAUGGCGCCGGGUUUUCCUAUAGACCUGCUGUGAACUCUCGGUACCGCCGGUGCCAGUCAUUCCGGUGGCCGAUGGAUAACCUUCUAUCAGUUUCUUUACCUCCGCCAAUGUAUCCACUUUGCGCCUUGUCUUAUCGGGAAGCAGAAUAACAAUUCUUCCCUCCACUGACCAGCAGCUCUUGAUUCCAAAAUGCUUACGAGCGGUGGUGAAAGCCAGAUGCCUUGGCCUAGUCAAAAAUUCUGACAUAGUAAUACCAGAACCUUUAAGACCUGUUUUGUUAUCCCAAACAUGGUGACGGUGCUCCAUAGCAGCAAAUCUAACGAGCACAGGGCGGGGUUUAGUACCAGGGGAGCCAAGACGGUGGCAGGCUUGUAGCUUGUCCUGUGGGAAGUCUGGUAGCUUCAGUUUGACAGAGAUGACUCGAAGAAUUGAGUCAUUAAGAUUUUCAUUCUUCUCCUCGGGAAGCCCAUGAAACAGAAGCACUUUUCUACGCAUUACCAUCUCAUGCCUGUCCUGUGCCAGUGUUAAUAGUUCCAACUGAGUUUUUAUUCUUGUAAUGGCACCCCAGAUGACAGAUUUAAAUUCAGUGUACUCACGGGAUAAUGUGGCAAUAUCAGGAUUGGCAGCAGGUCCAGUUUUCAUCCCUUCUAACUUCCUGUCAUACUCUGCCAUGCGGGAAGUGAAGAAUUUCUCAAGGUCUUCCAAAUUACUUGAGAGUUGUGCAUCCAUUAUGUAAAAAUAUGUAUAUAUGAACUUCCAGAUAUGAAUAAAUAAAAAUACCCAAAGCGAAAUGCCAAGGAAUGACUAUGAAAUGAGAGCAGGCGGCGCCGCGGUCGGUGGCGAACAGCAGUACUCGCUGAGGUGGAACGACUUCCACUCGGCCAUGGUGUCCUCCUUCCGGCGGCUGCGCGACGAGGAGGACUUCGUCGAUGUCACCCUCGCCUGCGCCGGCGCAACCUUCAGUGCACACAAGGUGGUGUUAUCAGCGUGUAGCCCCUACUUCCGAAGACUGUUGAAAGCCAACCCCUGCCAGCAUCCCAUCGUCAUCCUUCGGGACGUCCACGACAAGGACAUGGAGAGUCUACUCAGGUUUAUGUACCAAGGAGAAGUUCACAUUGGACAAGAGCAGCUGAAAGAGUUCCUCAGGGCCGCACAGUUGCUGCAAGUCCGGGGUCUGACCGAUGUUCCUGCGCCCGCGCCAGUGCCUACUUUAGAUCAAAAAUCAUCACCGUCAGCAUCGUCAUGGACGGAAACUGGUAGUGGGGGUUCCCGGGAAGGCCGGGACUCUCAGCAGCGGGAAGGCAGAAGGUCUAGAAGACCAGAAGAUGGCCCCGCUAGUACCCCUCCCCCAAAACGAGCGCGGUCGUCAGAUUUGUACCAGGCACAACUUAAAACUAGGACUGAACAACUAAUGGCUGUACAAGGGGGGAGCCCUGAACGUCUGGGGGCGAAUGGCCACGAACUGGGGCUAUUUGGGCAAGUUCUGGAUAGCGCACAAAACCCACACCUUUCUGGGACUUCCAACAAUCUGUCUGGAGACGGAGAGGAAUCAUCAUCAGACGCCGGUGCCAGCGACACGGAGGGGGAGACGAGAGCCAAGCAGGAGCCCCUGGACUAUGAUGACCCCGCCACCAUGGCCAACACCAACGGAACUCUGUCCAACUUCCCCGGCCUACUCAACUUGCCAGGCUUCCCAGGGCUACCAGGCCCAUCAGGGAUUGCAGACAACUAUGCUUGCCGGAGGAACCAAGACCUGCUGAGGGUGCGGGCUACGGACCCUCGUCCCUGCCCAAAGUGCGGGAAGAUCUACCGCUCAGCACACACCCUGAGGACGCAUCUUGAGGACAAGCACACUGUGUGCCCUGGAUAUCGGUGCGUACUGUGCGGAACUGUCGCGAAGUCCAGGAACUCCCUUCACUCACACAUGUCGAGGCAGCACCGGGGCAUCUCCACCAAGGACCUGCCUGUCCUGCAAAUGCCGACGAAAUUUGACCCGGAACUUGCCAGCCAACUGCUAGCUAAAGCCGGCGUGAAGGUGUCUCCGGAACAGCUUCGAGCCCGGGCCUCCCCCACGGGCCCCCGGCGCUCCGACAUCAAGCUGGACGCCAAGUCCGCCGCCUCCGAGAGCAGCUCCGUCUGCGGGGACAACGACAACGACGACCUCAGUCAGUCCCGCUACCAGGACAGCAUACCUGUCUCACCGCCGCAUAUAAACAACUUGGCGAAUACCACCAUAACGAAGGUGCCAGCAGUGCGCGCAGUUACGGCCAAGACCCUGGAAAACCUUCCUCACAACCUGGGCGCUGCCAUGAAGCACGACGACUACCCGCCGGGGUACGGGGGCUCCGCCAUCUUGGACACCUACAUGCAGUACUUCGGGAUGAAUGCGGCUAAAUUAGCACAGCAGAUGACGACUAUGCACAUGGACAGGAAAACUUACGAUGAGCCUUCGCCACAAAUGGGAUCCCUACCCCCGCACCCGACUAACUUGGCACAUCAGCGCUUUCUGAAGCAGAUGCAGCGGCAAUACACAGACACUAUGACCAAACCAGACAUCAUGCGCAAUUCCGAUGAACCGCUCGACUUGGGGAAAGAAAGGCAAAGGAAUGAUAGCAUCAGCGAUAUGGAAAUAGAUAAAAACGAAACAGCAGAUAAAGAAAACAGCAAAGAUUACAAUGACGAUGACAGAAACAGAAUGAACAAUACAGAUCAUGACCUUGACAACAGUGGCCAAGAGGAGGGAGAUUACUCAGAUGAUGAACACAAGAACGCGUCAUGAAAUGAUCACGCUUUUGCAGUAGGAGUGUUGAAUUAGUCGCGAGCCGACGAACACAGAUAGGACAAAGUUUUGUUGAUGGUUUUACAAACGGUGCUUGAGUGUUAUAUUUUGUGGUCAUUAGCUGAUUCUUCGUUUUACGGUUUAAUUGUUAUCCCGUGGAAUGUCGUUGGUGCCAUUUCCAAUAUUGUAAUGUAAAUUUUAAAUUUAGGAUUAAUGAUUUGAGCCCGUGCCAGGAUAUGUUGCAGAUUGCGGAUUAUGUACUUAUGUUGCUGGAACAUGAAGGUUUAGGUCGUCGACGACGCUUUCUUGAUGAGUAUUGAAGCAUUUGUUCGCAGUUAACAGUUGCUCGCGUUUCAUUCAUUCACUUUGAUUUAGUUUAGCGUCCGCCCGGCUCCGCGUGUCUCCACGUAGGUAGCACCUCACCUUAGUUCAGAUCGUCGACUCCCCACUCAACGUGUUUUAUUAGAUAAUUAUAACUAGUGAGUAGUGUUUUGUAAUGUGUAUGUAAGGUCCCUGUCACGUAGUAGGGCCUCUUACAUAGUAAUUCCAUCCAUCUACCUCAGCAUUUGGGCCAAUGCGGCGAUUAUAAAUAAUGAAAAUCCACACAAAUUGUGAAAUUCCAUCCAUCUACCUCACUUCAAUAGAUUUUAUUUAAUAUUUUAUACAAUUUAUAGAUAUAAAUAACUGUUGUUUUAUGCAUUUUGCAGAUUGCAUUUAUAUAUAUAUAUACUAUAUAUAGAAUAUAUUGUAGGUAAAUAUUACGCAAGUCAUUAGGUGAUCGUUAGUGCUGCCCUUAGAUCGUUCGGUAACCGUUUAUUUUGAUAGAAUGCACUCACUAGAGAAAUAUUAGACUGUAUCACGACCGUAGGGUGUAUGGACGUAACCUCGGAUAUCAGACAGCACACUAAUGUUAGUCUUUGUAUACGAACAAAUUUGACAGAGCUUAAAUUCUUAAUGUUAAUAAGGACGAGGUGUUCGUCGUCACAUUAUAUUUUACAAAACGACAUCAAGUCGUUAUUUACCUGAUAUAAACAUCAUACAAUUGUUAUAAUAUGUCAUACCUUGAGACUGAAUUUGUAUUCGGUGAGAGGUUAAGUUGAACAGAGAAAGAUACAUUGUAUAUAAACUGAGGUGAUAAUGUAAAGUACAUAAUGAUAACAAAAGCAAUAAAUAAAGUAUACCUUGAUGUUGCCUUCUUUACGUGUAAAUAGAAAGUAGUGACGGUUUGCGUUGACGUGUGAUUCAACAAACAGGUGGAUUAUUUUGUAGUAAUGAUGUGGGCUCGUUACUUAAAUAACAAUUACUGUGAUUACAAUCUCAUGUUAGCCUUCAAUACUUAUACAUAUUUUUUAGAGUACAAUGUUAUAGUUAUUUAGUAUAUUGUAAGAGGUAAGCGAGUCACAAAAUUAUAUUUACUUCCCUGAAUUAAAUUAGAAUUCACAUUAUUUAAGUACCUAUAUAGCAAUAGGAGAAGCAUUUAACCUUUUAUAUGAGAGUUAUUUAAUUGUGAAUGAAUUUAUUGAGGUGUCACAGUCGCUUUGUAUAGUAGUGUGUAUCUAAUUGUAAGUGGAAAGAACUUCCAAGAAAUUUGUAUAAGAUAAUGUUUCUUAUUUUGUUAUUGAUCGAUGUUCAAUUUGUUAACUGUCAUUGUUAAUUAUUACAGUUGAAAAUUUACUAAAUUAUUAUUUUUUGUGAAUUUAAUGAAUAAUUUGUACCUACUUGCGUAUAGCGAAUAUCCACUUUUACUUUGGAAACUGCGUUUUAUGGUUAUUGUUUAAUUAUUAAUUUGAUUUUAAAGUAAUGUUGUUAACUUAGCGUCACGUAUACCAAUGUGGCAACUUAGAAUCUUAUGAAAUGGCGAAUUGUGGCAGUCAAUAAAUUCAUAAAACGUAUGAUAGAAUAAGUGCUACGGGUUGAUUAUUUUUUUUUUAGUGUGUUAGAGAGAUUGUGGAGUAGCGCCGCUUCGUUUGCGAAACAUUAAAACUUGUUGACAGUUAGCAGUGUUGCCAUAGUGAGUAAUUAUUUUCGACUGUAUAUAAAUAAGUUUGAGUGCUUAAUUCAUUAUUAAUUAUAACGGUAUUGAAGAGAUAUUUUAUUUAGACUACUCUGACCAUAGUAUCUACACGUACGUUUGAAUAGACGCACCAUAUACUUACCUAACACAAAGCAAUAGUUACCAUAAUGUGAUUAAGAAUAUGGUAUAAAGUAUAUAUUUUUUCAAAACACCCCCACUACCGAUAAGAACAGUGCCAAAAUGUAAGUUACAUCGAUAUUAUUUAUAAAUAGCAACAAAAAAUGUUGAUCAAAAUAAUCUUUAAAAAACAUUCGAUGUAACAUAUAUUGUACGCGCUGUACCGUUGUUGAUUAUACAGAAUAUUAUAUACCAGUGAAAAUUAUAAUAACUAGGACUUUAAGUCGAUGAUUAUAUUAUAUGAAUGCUCUUGAUAUUGUAUAAACUUACAAUUAGUUACCUUAUGAACUUCGGAAGUUCGCGUUUCUUUAUUUUAUAUUGACUAUACCUCAUUAGCAUGACUGUUCAUGUAAAACUCAUUUUUAUUUUACUCUGUUGUGAGAAUGUCCUUGUUGGCUUAUUUGUAACAAAGGAGUGGCGAAAUAUUGUUUCUGUUGAAAUCCCGGUUCUAUGUUACACAAAUAAAUGUACUUAUACUUAGUUCAAAUAUUAUUUGAAACAAUAUAAGUGUCGCCUCUCUUUUCAAUGCAGAUUAAAACGCUGGUCAUCUGCCGCCAUAAUUAUACAUAGAGCCAAGUUGAUCUAUGGUUUCAGACGUUGUCAAAAUAACGCCAGCAAGACAAGCAAAAAUGCGGAGUUACUAGUGUAGCGAGCACAAACUAAUUAAGUUACGAAGCUGAUGUAUGCGUAGAUUAGAUGAUUUGUUUCAUUAUAUUUACCACCGGUUGUUGUAACUUGCAUUCUAUUAUUAAUGUUGACCAGAAUUUGAUAGCCUGAAAUGGAACUGAAGCUUUUGGUUCAAUUUGGUACUUAUAAUUCAGUACCCACUGUCUCAAACGCUCCUAUACAUUGGUUUACAAUAACAACUUUCCAUUUUUGAUUCUUGAUGAAAAAUCAAGCUUUCCAGGAUACAAUUUUAUUCGAAGUUACAUUUUGUCAGCGGCAUACCGCAUAAAGUACAGGAAACUAUUCCAGCCAGCCCAAUAAGUGAUUAACUAUGUACUAUACUUAAGUUCCAUUUCAGCUUGCUUGCCGAAAUUAAUUUUUCUUGAUGUACUGUAUACCACUGCCGCAUGCAUCGCCAAAAGCCUGAUUUACGUUACACAUAUCUACAAUUCUCAUCAAAACAAUCAACUAAUGAACAACUUUGUCUUGAGUUAAAUACUGUCUUUCGAGUGAUAAAAUGGUACAUUGAUUUUUUUCUAUACUUAUUACAACUUGUUUUAUUUUGCCAGCCACGUCCGUAAUUAUAUUUUCCAUAUGCAGAAACCUUUAAUUAGGCAUAAAGACAAUGUACUUCGUCGUCACUGUAUGUCAAAAUAAUACAACCGUGAAAUGUUGCCAUAUAAAAAUUGUCAUAGAAAAUGGUGGUAAAGAUUUAAUUUAUUGAACUACUUUUGCCAUUAUACAUUAGUAUACUAGUUGUA